AUGUCAACAAGACCCGACGACCACCGACGCAAAUGGGACAAAAAGGAAUUCGAGCGAAAAGCUCUCGACCGAAUUCAAAAAAUCAAAAAGGAUGAAACUGAGCCAGAAACACCUCGGGAGCUCCUCAAAGUCCGCGACUAUAAAGUCGAUCUAGAUAGCAAAUUGGGCAAGUCAAUGGUCAUCAACAAGACAACACCAAGCAGUCAAUCUGGUGGAUAUUUUUGUAACGUAUGUGAUUGUGUUGUGAAGGACUCGAUUAACUUUCUGGAUCAUAUAAAUGGCAAGAAGCAUCAAAGGAACUUGGGAAUGUCAAUGAAGGUUGAACGAUCGAGUCUCGAGCAGGUUAAAGAAAGAUUUAAUAAGAAUAAGAGGAAAGCUGAUGAUAAAGUCAAGGAAUAUGAUUUAGAUCAGAAGAUUAAGGAGGUGCAGGAGAUGGAAGAGAAGGCAAAGGAACUUAAACGAGAGAAAAAGAAGCGAAAGAAGGAGGAGACAGAGACAUCGAAUGAUGGAGGGUUUGAUGAGGACAUGAUGAAAAUGAUGGGAUUUGGGAAUUUUGGGGGAAGUAGGAAGAAUGUUUAA
Chironomus riparius is the source of this 579-nucleotide messenger RNA. Lineage: Eukaryota; Metazoa; Arthropoda; Insecta; Diptera; Chironomidae. The record is from the annotation of a GenBank genome assembly.